Molecule: messenger RNA, 1539 nt
Organism: Lepisosteus oculatus (spotted gar)
Lineage: Eukaryota; Metazoa; Chordata; Actinopteri; Semionotiformes; Lepisosteidae
Source: RefSeq, a predicted model, not a curated record
CUUUCUUUCCUUUGCGGCUACAGUGUUCUUCCCAGGGAUGGGCCUAAACACCAUCACUGCCACCCGGAUCUUGAAAGGCCAGCUGAGGGGCGGCACCGGUGAGGAGUUCACACUGGCCAUGGACACUUUCCCCUACACAGCCCUUUCCAAGACGUACUGUACAGAUGCCCAGAUCGCUGACAGCACCUGCGCUGCCACGGCCCUCCUGUGUGGAGUCAAGACCAACAAGUUCACGGCAGGACUGAGCGCUGGCGCCACCUACGACCGCUGUAACACCUCCGAUGGGCAUCACGUUACCUCCAUCCUGCGCUGGGCCAAGGACGCAGGCAAGUCUGUAGGUUUCGUGACCACCGUGCGGGUACAGCAUGCCACUCUUGCCCCUGCCUACGCACACACCCCCAACCGCUACUGGUACAGCGAUGCCAACAUGCCAGCGGAACAGAGGCAGCAGGGCUGCAAGGACAUCGCCCACCAGCUCGUGCACAACAUUCCAGACAUAGAGGUCAUCAUGGGGGGCGGGCGCAAGUACAUGACCCCCGCUGCAACCCCUGACCCUGAAUAUCCCAGUGAUUCCAGGUCCCAAGGCCUCCGGUUAGAUGGUGUGAAUCUGAUCCAAAAAUGGAAGGAUCUAAAACCGGGCAAGAAUGCCACCUAUGUGUGGAACAAGGCUGACCUAGACAGAGUGGACCCAGACAAGACAGAUUAUUUGCUAGCUCUGUUUGAGCCAGGGGACAUGUCCUUUGAACUGGAACGCAAUAAUACCACUGACCCAUCCCUCCCAGACAUGACAGAUGUGGCGCUGAAAAUCCUUCGCAAAAACCCCAAAGGCUUCUUCUUGCUUGUUGAAGGUGGGCAGAUUGACCCAGGUCAUCACCAAGGGAAGGCCAAGCUGGCUUUGUACGAGACGAUGCUGCUUGAUGAGGCUGUGGAGCGGGCGGCUCUGCUGACCAGUGAGAGCGACACACUGACGGUGGUGUCUGCUGACCACUCCCACACGCUCAGCCUGGGGGGGUACACGGACCGAGGGAACCCCAUUUUCGGGUUUGGGUACCAGGUGAGUGAUGUUGAUGGGAUGCCCUACACAGCUCUGAGCUACGGGAAUGGUCCGGGAUUCAGUCUGGUCAAUGGCAGUCGACGAAACCCACAGAUGUACAAUACCAGUGACCAUCAUUACCAGCAGCAGAGUGCUGUACCGCUGAUAGAGGAGACCCACAGUGGCGAGGACGUGCCAGUGUUUGCCCGCGGGCCCUGGGCGCACCUCUUCCGGGGCACCAAUGAGGACACCUUCAUCGCCCAUGCCAUGGCGUAUGCUGCUUGCCUGGGGCGCUAUGCCUCCCAUUGCAUAGCGGACCUCCCGAAAGUGCCGGCUGUGCCAUCCUUACCCAACAUGCCCUCUUGGCCCUCUGUCAGCGCCUGUCCCCGACUAGUCCCAUCACUCGCCUGGGUCCACUUCAUUCUUGUCUUCCUGCUGCUGCUGUGAAUUCCCUCUGCUCCCUGAGCCUUGGGAUAACCCCAUUCUAGGCCAGGGGAGCAGUCUGA